Molecule: messenger RNA, 654 nt
Organism: Salvia miltiorrhiza (redroot sage)
Lineage: Eukaryota; Viridiplantae; Streptophyta; Magnoliopsida; Lamiales; Lamiaceae
Exons: 1
Coding region: 1-654 (217 amino acids)
Source: RefSeq, a predicted model, not a curated record
AUGUCUUCCUCUUCAUCAAGCCACGAGGACGAGCGACGUGCUCAUGAAUUUUCCAAUCUUGUGCAAGAAUUUAAUCAAAUUGUUCAAGCUAUUGGUGAUCCGGAUGCGCAUCCUCGUCGGCGGCGACGAAAAGUGGCAAAGAAGGCCUACAUUCAUCGGGAUCGUGAAGCCGGCGCUCUACGUUUGCACACGAAUUACUUUGCUGAAAAUCCGGUCUACCUCGACAACGUCUUCCGCCGCCGAUUUCGCAUGCGUCGUGCGUUGUUUUUGUGUAUCGUUAAUGUCGUCGCAUCCGAUCCAUACUUCCAACAACGCACGGAUGCACUUGGGAGACCCGGCUUCACGCCGUUGCAAAAAUGCACGGUUGUUAUUCGUAUGCUAGCUAAUGGUGGGGCAGCGGACCAGUACGACGAAUAUCUCCGGAUUGCAGAGUCCACCUCGUUGGAGUGCUUACGCAGAUUCUGUCGAGCCAUUAUUCAUCUCUUCAGCGCAGAAUACUUGAGGAGGCCGACUUCCGCCGAUUGCCAACAGCUUCUAGCAAUGCACGAGGCGAAGCACGGCUUCCCGGGAAUGCUAGGGAGCCUCGAUUGCAUGCAUUGGCCGUGGAAGAAUUGUCAAACGGCAUGGCAAGACGCAUACACUCGCGGCGAUUAG